This is a messenger RNA of Saxophila tyrrhenica, 2868 nucleotides long. RefSeq lists its product as uncharacterized. The transcript has 2 exons. The record is from RefSeq and is a predicted model, not a curated record. Gene Ontology annotation, biological process: regulation of DNA-templated transcription. Gene Ontology annotation, molecular function: zinc ion binding; DNA-binding transcription factor activity, RNA polymerase II-specific. Bases 1 to 2868 code for a protein of 955 amino acids. Lineage: Eukaryota; Fungi; Ascomycota; Dothideomycetes; Mycosphaerellales; Extremaceae.
AUGCUGAUCUGUUCGACAGACACCAACGUCAAGCCGUUCAAAUGUUUCACCUGUCAUAUGUCCUUUGCCAGGCGCGACCUCCUACAACGACACUACACCGUCCAUGGCAAGGACCAGAAUCAAGAGCCUAUACCUGCCGCCAAUGGCAUGAUCCCAAAGUCAGCCGGCAGGACACCCAUUGCCUGCUCCAACUGCGCGAAGACCAAGACAAAGUGUGACAAGAAGUUCCCAUGCUCGCGAUGUGCAGGACGCAACCUCAAGUGCACCUUGAGGCCUACACGCCGAGCCACAAAAGGUGCCGCUAGGGUUGGAGGACAGCCGGAGGGUGGUGGUCAGGUCAUCUCGGCCGAUCCGGGUGCACAACAAAACGAUAGCCCUCCUCAGCAGCCACCAUUGCUGAAGCCGGCGACACCGAAGAACAACGGUGUUCCUGCCACCCCCAUGGCAGACCAGGCUGCUCCGCCGAUGGUCGACGGCCCACCUUCACAAUUCUUCGACCAGCCCACGAGUGGGCCCAACGGAUCAGCUCCAGGAUUGGCUCCGGCCUUUGUGGAUGCGUCAAAUGGAUAUCCGCAAGGUACACCCCACGACAGCUACGAGGAUCUGUCUCGUCUUAACAAGGACGAAAGCCAGAUGCAGAGCCCGCAGUUCAUGUUCGACUGGAACCAGAUGCAGAUGCCAAUGGGGUACGAUGGUGUGGUCCAGCCGCAGAUGCUCGUCAACCAGGACAUGGGUUUCGAUCCCAGCAUGCUGCAGAUGGCCCCGCCUCAUCCUCCUCCUUCUGCUGAUGGAAUGCUCUCCAUCAUGCCGAACGUGGCCAACGGCACACGUCCACUCAUCACCCCGACCGAGACGCCGAAGGUUGAGCAAGCGUUUUCACACCUGGGUCUUGCAAACUCGAACGGAGCGUUCCAACGACAUCGACGUCGACAUUCUCUCCUCUCGGAGGGAGAUGUGAGCGGCGAGAUGGCCCAGAUCGUUAAGGCGCGGGAGUCAUGGACAGUUUUCCGGUGCACCCCAACGACGCCAUCGGCCUCCUGCCCUAUCACAGCCAAGCUGAACCUCGAGCGGUUGGAACAGACGCUGAAGGAUCAUGAAGGCUGGAGUACCUGGAGUCCUCAGUGGGAGGAACCUGACCCCAACGACCCCAAUAACAAAGACUACCUCACCGUAAUGAUGCUCCACGAGAGCACCAGGGACAAGCUCUUGGCCAUCACGCAGAGCUUCCUACACAAGGCCCUGGAAAUCCAUAGCGAAGGCACCACCACCUCGCCAACACAAACUCAUCCCUCACCCCGAGUGUCUUCAAACUUUGUCCUGCUGCCGCCGGCUCGCGUUCUUCUGCAUUUCCUGAGGUCAUACGUCAAUUGCUCGGAGAGGUACUAUCCUCUGACAGGUCGCGGCAACCUCGAUGUCAACGAGCUGAUGUACUUCUACAACGACCGAGCUGCGAGCUUGUUAGUGUUGAUGAUGGUUGCACAGGGCGCCAUGAAUAUUCCGUCGGUGGAAGCUCGCAUGCUCACCGGUGGACUCACGGAGGCCUGCCGGAUAUCCUUGUUCGAUCUCAUCGAGAAGAACAUUGUGAUGUCCGGAAAUCCAGUGGUACUUCACGCCGCGUUGCUCUUCACCGUCCAGGCGGCGUGGAGCGGAGAUAAAUGGCAGAUGGACAUCGCCAUGGGCCAGCGUGGAAUGUACUUCGCCAUGCUGAGGCAUGCUGGUGUGCUCGACCAGCGUCCAACAUCCGCAGCUGGCAUGGACGGUCGUCCAAACACAGAUCGGCUGUGGAAUGAAUGGAUCCAGAACGAGAGCCAGAGUCGUCUGGUCUACUCGUGGAUCAUGGUCGACCAAGAGCUUGCUCUCUUCCACGACACUGCACCGCUUUUCUCGGUCACUGAGUUUGGCGCACCGAUGCCGGAUUCAGAUCGCUUGUGGCAUGCUGCGACAGCUGCAGACUGGUCUUCGACCUUCGAACAAGUCCACGAAUUCUCCGGUGGAUUCUCCUCUGUCGGCUCAGGCGCUCGACCUUUGUCGCUGCGUGACCUGUUCCAGCAUUUCCUCGACGACCAGAUGAUCGCCAUGGGCAUCGAGAUGACCCCCCUACAGCUUAGGCUCCUACUUCACCCAUUGCAAGGGCUGGUCAACCAGUACAGUCAGCUGCUCAGCUGCUUCUCAGACUCCUUCGGACAACGUAGCAGCAGCUCUCGCGCGUUGACCGCAGCUUCGACCCGUCAAAGCCUAGGAGAAGUCCAGGCCCUCCUCCAACGCUGGUUCGACCUCGCCGAGCGGUACCUCAAAGUCAACGAGCUCUGCAGCAUGAUGUCCACCAACCUCGUCAUCUUCCACCUCAUCAGCCUCAAUGCCGUCACCAACUUCCCCGAAAUCGAACGCCUCGCCCGCGGCGAAAACUACGACGGCUCGUACCAACAGCUCGUCCUGCGCCACCGUCGCUGCGUCUCCGACCUCGAAGAAGCAGUCUACCACUGCGGCCAAGUCUUCCGCCUCGUCAAAGCCAUGCGUCCGGACGUCCGCCCGCCCUGGUGGGCCGGUGCAAUUUACCGCGCUGGUCUCGUCCUGUGGGUCGACAGUCUGAUCAACAAGGAUACCAUGUCGCCGGCGAACAACGGUAUGUUCCCGGUUGCUGGUCCGUCGAUCCUGAUUGAUAAUGAGAAACCGGAUUCCUUCCUGAUCGUGCGGUACUUGACGAAGCGGGAAGGCACUCCGGCGUUGCUAAGAGGUGACGGGACGCAGGUUGGCAUCGACCAGCCGUAUCCGAUUUUGCGGCACUGUAUUGAGCUGAUUGAUCGAGGUGCUUCGACGAGGUUCUCGGACGGGGUGAGGGCGAAGCUUGAUCAGUUGUCUAGGAGCUGA